Molecule: messenger RNA, 1947 nt
Organism: Parnassius mnemosyne (clouded apollo)
Lineage: Eukaryota; Metazoa; Arthropoda; Insecta; Lepidoptera; Papilionidae
Source: the annotation of a GenBank genome assembly
AUGAAGUGGUUAAUAGUGGUAGUGAACGUUAUGGUGUGGGGAACAAUCUUAGCUGGAUUUGCGCCGCCAGGAUCGUGCCCUGCAGUGUGUGCGUGCAAAUGGAAAGGUGGCAAGCAAACUGUGGAGUGUGUAGAUCGAGCUCUCAUUACAGUGCCUGAGCCCGUUGAUCCUGCAACCCAAGUGCUGGACCUUUCAGGGAAUAACUUACAAAUUCUCCCUCAAGAAGCAUUUGCUAGAACAGGACUUGUUAAUUUGCAACGAGUAUAUUUACGUAGCUGCAAUAUUGGUCAAAUACAUGACCGCGCUUUUAAAGGUCUUACGAAUUUAGUUGAAUUAGAUCUUUCCCAUAAUUUAUUGACGCAGAUACCUUCAAAUAGCUUCAAGGACGUACCUUUUCUCAGAGAUUUAACAUUAAGUCACAAUCCCAUAAUAAAAAUACAUUCCGAUGCUUUAAACAAUCUUGGAAGUAUCGUUAAGCUUGAUUUAUCUAAAUGUGAUAUAAGAGACAUUGCAUCCGAUGCAUUUAGGAAUUUAAGAUCUUUAGAGUCUCUUAAAUUAAACCACAAUAAUCUUCGGGAUUUACCAUUAAAUUCUUUAGAAAAAAUUCAAAAACUACGAGUAAUAGAUUUAUCGGAUAAUCCAUGGACUUGCGAUUGUCGAUUGCGAGAUUUAAAGCAAUGGUUAGCGAAACAUAAGUUACUUUCCACGCCGACAUGUUCGUCACCAACUAGGUUGAAUAGUAAGCCAUUUUCAGAAUUAAGCAUUGAAGAAUUUGCCUGCAAACCUGAAAUUUUGCCUUUUAACAGAUACAUAGAGGCUGGUGUAGGAGAAAAUGCAACAUUAAUUUGUAGAACGGAAGGUAUACCAAGUGCAACUAUUAAUUGGUAUUGGAAUGGGCGAUUAUUACAGAAUAGUAGUAAUUUUAAUAACCAUCAAAAAAUUAUUAUUUACGAAGAAGGAGAUUCAAAAAAGAAAUCUUCUCUGAUUCUAACAAAUAUGCAAGAGUCUGAUUCAAUCGAGUUUUAUUGUGUAGCAGAAAACAAAGGUGGUAACGCGGAAGCUAACUUCACGGUCCAUGUUUCACAGAUAACAGCAGGAAUGGCGUCAUUAGGUAGCGCACAAAUAGCAAGUCUGGGAGCGGCAUUAUUCUUGCUUAUUAUUGUAAUUUCACUUGGAUUACUUAUAACAUUUGUACGAUUUCGUCCUUCCCCUGUUUGCGAGAGUAAAACUCCAAAUACAUUGGAUAGGGUUGUAUCAGGAAAUGAAGUACAUCCAACAGCAAAUGAUAGACCACAUGUAGCCGUUUUAGCAAACAGGCAAGAGUCACCUAAUUAUGGCGACGUUAAAUGUAAUCCGGUGGUUAAACCACCCCGAGUUAGCGAUAUUCCGUAUACUACGAAUCAUUAUGAAGGAAGGGGUAGCAUUGUGACGGCUGGUGGUCCCGUAAUGGUUUCACCAACUAUUUCCGCUGGUAUUGACCCAGAUUUAAUCAACGACACAAGAUCUGACAGUGCUACUAGACCAGGAAGUGGUGAAUAUGCUCGAGAAACCUCAGACUCAUUAUACCCAUCAGGCUUAUGGGAGCAAAUGAAAAUGAACCAAGCUCACAGUCUAGCCAGAGCGGUUAGUUCUGCAAUUCCCAGUUAUUACACAGAUAGGACACCAAUAAUCGAAAACUCUAGCGUAAAUGGUUCCCAAGAAGAACUUGGAUAUACGAGUCGGACUUUUCCUCGUUCACAUGCUAUGGCAGUAGCCACAACUGCCCCGAUGGAUGCAUCUUAUCCUCCAGAUUAUGGCUUGCCGACAGCAACUGGCGCGCGCACCCUUCGCGUGUGGCAGCGCGCGCCUCCUGUUCUACCUCCUGUGUCGGCUUUGAAACGCGUAUUAACCAUUACGAGACCUUCAACGGAAGACGGAUUUCAUGAUGGCUGUGCCACUGAUGUUUAA